Amborella trichopoda is the source of this 1275-nucleotide messenger RNA. RefSeq lists its product as uncharacterized. Lineage: Eukaryota; Viridiplantae; Streptophyta; Magnoliopsida; Amborellales; Amborellaceae. The record is from RefSeq and is a predicted model, not a curated record.
UCAUGAACUGACAAAUUCAAGGUUUAACAAUUUAAGGAGAUUCAUGAACUGACAAAUUCAAGAUUUCACAAUUUAAGCUAAAUUUUCCAAUCCUUUGAGGAUAUGGUUAAUCGAAACUCUGAGUCAGAGAUCUCAAUAAUCUCUCUGCUGUUUUUUUGGAGUAGAUCUCCCUGUUUUUCUCAGUAAUCAUCGGAUUCCAUCUCUCUGUACCUCUGCUAUUGCAGACAAACCUUCAUUAUCUGACUUCUCUCUCUUCUGAAGAAAUCCAGUAAAAAAUAGCAAAAACCACGACCUCCUUCUCAAGCCAUGGCACCUCAGGUCCAUCACAUCGAUGAUCUCCAAACACCAACAAACCCCAUUAAACCCCAAAACCCUAAACCGUUGGAACUAGACCCCCCCAACCCUAACCCUAGUCCCCUGCAACUACACCUCCAAAACCCUAAUUCCCCUCAACUAAAUUCCCGAAACCCUAAACCCCUGCAACGAAAUGAUGCCAAUAGAGCUUGCUUCUCCUAUGCUGCCUACGCCAAAACCGUAAUCAACCAUCUGAGCUCCUGCUCAAUCCCCAUAGCCCCAGGCCUCACAAACCAAGAAUUCAAAACCCUAGAAACCUCCCUCUCCAUCUCCUUCCCACCAGACCUUCGAAUCAUCCUCGAGGCGGGCGUGCCAGUCGGCCAUGGCUUCCCAAACUGGCGCCAAUUGGGGACCCAAGGGCUCGUCUCAGCUCGAGCCCACCUGAGCACGGGGCUAGCCCACUGGCUCACAAAUCACUGGCCUUCAAGCUUUGGGUCCAAGCCUAGCGAACCCAGUUUGGUUAAAACCAAGGCCGAUGCCUUGAUCAGAGAGUCGGUUCCCAUCUAUGGAGAUUUUUAUAUACCAUCGAGCCCAGACCUGGGCUCGAACCCGGUGCUGUGGGUUCGAGCCAAUGGGGUGAAGUGGGCUGGGUUCGACUUGGUUGAUUUUUUUGAGAGGAUUUGGGGGGUGGCGGCCCCGGCUUGGAGGGCCAAGAGAGCGAGAGAGAUCGAAUUCUGGAAGGAGAUUGUGGAGAUGGACGGUGGAGAUGCGGAGGGAGUGGACGGUGUGGAUUGCGGCGAGGGGAUGGCGGAGAUUGGGAACGGGAUGGACGGCGGAGAUUGGGGAGAAGGAGUGGGUGGAGAAGGUGUUGGGGGGAAGGAGUGGGUGGAGAAGGUGUUGGGGGAAGCGGGGUGGAGGCUGAGGGAGGGAGGGUGGAAGGAGGAGGAGGUCAGAGAGAUGGUGUGGGGGAAUGAGAGAUAG